This is a messenger RNA of Plutella xylostella (diamondback moth), 1696 nucleotides long. RefSeq names its product gamma-aminobutyric acid receptor alpha-like. The record is from RefSeq and is a predicted model, not a curated record. Gene Ontology annotation, biological process: monoatomic ion transmembrane transport. Gene Ontology annotation, molecular function: GABA-A receptor activity; extracellular ligand-gated monoatomic ion channel activity. NCBI's taxonomy places the organism in Eukaryota, Metazoa, Arthropoda, Insecta, Lepidoptera, Plutellidae. Gene Ontology annotation, cellular component: membrane.
AUGAGUGGUAGCUCAGUCGGGAUCACUCUCGUCGAUGCCAAAGGUUCAAUCUACCUCACAACCAAGAACGGGACCUUUCCACUAACUCUAUCUCCCAGCACACACACCGACGCCGCUUCGGACUCUCCAAACGUUAGCAGAACGGUCCCAGAUGACGCUGACUACUGGGACCGCAGGGAGAGCCUGUGGCUGGCGCAUCUCAACGACACCUCUGAUGAGGAGCUUAAGGGAGUCUCCAAGAGGUCCAUCAACGACGCCGUGUCCAAGAAUAUCACGCUGGUGUUAGAGAAUCUGCUGAAGAACUAUGAGAAUUCGCAGCUGCCGACGCAUGGGAAAGGGUACCCGACGGUGGUGCAGACCAACAUCCUGAUCCGCAGCAUGGGGCCCGUCUCCGAGCUCGACAUGGAUUACUCCAUGGACUGCUACUUCCGUCAGUACUGGCGCGACGCGCGGCUCUCCUUCCUCGGCCCCAUCCGCUCGCUCUCGCUCUCCAUCAAGAUGCUGGAGAGGAUCUGGAGACCGGACACGUACUUCUACAACGGCAAGCACUCGUAUGUCCACACCAUCACCGUGCCCAACAAGCUGCUGCGGAUCAGCCAGCACGGGGAUAUCUUGUACUCUAUGAGGUUGACCAUCAAGGCGAAGUGUCCGAUGGAACUGCGCAACUUCCCGAUGGACCGACAGUCCUGCCCGCUCAUUCUGGGCAGCUACGCGUACUCCAACCAGCAGCUGGUGUACCAGUGGCAGAACGCGGAGAGCGUGAACUUCGUGCCCGGCAUGACGCUCAGCCAGUUCGACCUCAUCAGCUACCCGUACCGGAACUUCACCUUCACCAGGCGGGAAGGUGAAUUCUCCGUCCUGCAGGUGUCGUUCAACCUGCAGCGGCACACCGGCUACUUCCUCAUCCAGGUCUACGUGCCCUGCAUCCUCAUCGUCGUGCUCUCCUGGGUCUCCUUCUGGAUACAUCGAGAGGCCACCUCAGACCGCGUGGGGCUCGGCAUCACGACGGUACUGACCCUGUCCACCAUCAGCCUGGACUCUCGCACGGACCUGCCCAAGGUGCGCUACGCGACCGCCCUGGACUGGUUCCUGCUGGGCAGCUUCUUCUACUGCAUAGCCACGCUGCUGGAGUUCGCUGGCGUGCAUUAUUUCACUAAGGUGGGGUCCGGCGAGAUCUUCAUCGACGACGCGGAGUGGGCGGAGCUGGUGGAGGAGGCGGGGGGGGACGCGGCCGCCGCGCGCCAGCUGGCCGUGCGCCGGCGCAGCUCGCAGCGCUCCGCCAACUAUAGCUUCUCCCUCCCCCCGCAAGCGCCGGCCUCACCCCCUCUCGGUGCAGUCCGACUCACCAUGGAGCGGACCACACAGACGGAGCGCCGAGUGCCACGGUGGAGACAGCUGCUGUACUGUCUGGCUGGGGAUGACCGGUACAGGCGGCAGCGGCAGAUUGAGGCUGGAAGCCGCAGUCACAUCAACAGUGUGUCGGGCAUCGACCGGGCGGCCCGGGUUCUGUUCCCGGCCUCGUUCGCUCUACUCAACCUCUUCUACUGGCUCAUCUACGCGUUCGGAGGCGACGACUUCGCGUGGAGUGACAACCCUAUCAACUCUCUGUCUCACUAGAAGAGCAGUGUUGACAACCCUAUCACUUACACUAGUCUCAUUAAAAGAGACCAGUUAAUUAUCAAAUGUUUCAGGUUCC